Messenger RNA from Leptosia nina, 2910 nucleotides. NCBI's taxonomy places the organism in Eukaryota, Metazoa, Arthropoda, Insecta, Lepidoptera, Pieridae. The record is from the annotation of a GenBank genome assembly.
AUGGAGUUGGGGGAAGGGGUGGAGCUGACAUUAGGUGAACUGCGCGCGAUGGCACUACGCCAGCAACAGCAGAUUGACACCCAACACCAGUUGCUAUGCGCCAAAGAGCAGAGGCUGAGGUACUUGAAGCAGCAAGAAGCACGACAGCAUCAGGUGGCUGUAGAAGGCGAGCGGCUACGAAGGCUACGCGAACGCGUAGAAGCCCAAGAACAAAAGCUACGCCGACUGCGGGCGCUACGGGGCCAACUCGAUAGGAAUAAGCAAACGAAUAUAGCCCUUACUAGUGAUUUAGAGUCAAUACGAGCGCUGUUCAAUGAGAAAGAAAAGGAGUUAUCUGUGGCGGUCGCGAAAGUGGAGGAGCUGACGCGACAGCUCGAGGAGUUGAGGCGGGGCAGGGUGCAGCCAGCGCCCCCCUCCGCCCACGAGCUGGAUAAACUAAGGCGGGAGCUGAUGUAUCGUAAUAAAUUGAACGAGCAGCAGAACGGCAGAUUAUCAGCACAGCGGGCUGCUUUAGGCGCCCGGCAAGAAGAGAUGCGGAGUAUCGACAGAAGAGUUUCGGAACUGCAAGCAAGGUUGUUGAGGAAACGGGCUCUUAACAGACAGCUGGCGUCUGCGCAUCGACAACCGCAGCAGAGAAAUAACAACCCAACGCCGAUGCAACAACUGCCUAACUACCCCCCUGGAAGCAACCAGAUCAGCCAACCAAAGAACCAGCAACCAAGGGGAAACAUCGCCGCCGUAGAACCAUACAAUCAUAUUCCUCACGCGCAGAGCCUUCAUAACAAUAACUUCCAGGCUAUGAAACAGAAUAACGUGCCAUUAAAACAACUCACACAAACCGAUAACAUACAGUCCCACCUUACGCAGCAAGAAGCCCACUACUUGCAGCAGAAACAAAUGAUGAACCCACUGUACAAUGGCAAUUAUCACAUGCACACCCAAGAACAAUACCCCGCCCAAUAUCCCAGCAAACCAGAAAUCAACGUAUUCAACCACGUGCAGCAGGGCAUAAACUCAUACGACGGUAAAACCAUAUUCGAUCAAGCUAACAAGUUCUCGGAUUACCCGAAACAGUACAGCCCCAACAGCACCAGCAGCUCCAACAGCAAUCAAAAGGAACAGAAGAUCAACGAGCAAGAAUUUCCACCCGAGUUCGCGGCCAGCAAGUCGGAUCCUAAGUAUCAAACGCUGCCAUACAACACAAAGUUCCCGCCGAAUGCAAACGUUAAAGUCAAUGGGAAAGAUGUGGAUAAGAACCAGAACCAGCAGAAUCCAAACAUUAAUCAUAUGACUGUACAUUCCACACCAUUAUCUGUGGUCAACAAGAGUCUUGCGACGCCUUUAAGCCAAGAAACGACAUAUCCAGAACAUACAUAUCAGCUACAGAAGUCUGACUCGUCAAGCAGAUGCAACCAAGAAGGGAAAGAGAACGCGUAUCAGAACAGGUUAAGCAAUGGUCAAGAGGCGCGUAAUGGAAAAACUCAGGGGAAUUUGAAAGGGAAUUCUCCAAGUAUGUUGUCCAGUACUACGUCAGCUAGCAGUUCUAUAGGAUUUGGGAAGCCCGUAUCGAGUGUAGCCCCUACAUCGGUUCAGGUCUCCGGCAAACCAUCACCCAUUUACCAGACAUCCUCGACCAAAAUCCAGCCGGUACAGCCGCAAACGGUUCAGACUCAAAGCCUAAAUAACCCUUCCCAAACCCAGAUAAGAAACACCGCAUCGGGAAUCUCGAACUUGAGCGCGCAGAACUUGUCGCAAAGCCUGCUUUUGUCACCUCCGCAAAGUGCGAGCACGCCCUUAUCGACUCCAGAUGUCAGUGCUGAUAAGUCGCCCAAACCCGCGUUGCCUCCUAAGCCUAGUAUUAAGACUCCGCCAAGGCAGUCAGUAAACAACGACUACCAACCAGAAACAAACCCACCCAACAUUGAUACGAAUGACAGCGACUCACAAAGAGAAAACAGCAACGGGAGCUCAAACGAGAUGAUCAUAAAAGCUCGUCCGUUAACCAUAAGGAAACCUCCUCUCAGCGAACAGCCCAAACUUCGGAACAGCAAAAACGGCCUAACAAAUAGGAGAAUAGAAAUGCCCCCUACUUUCCUAUUCCCGGAAAUCGAUGCUGACGAUAAAGACAAGAGGAAGGAGGAGGAUAAAUCCAUAUCGAACGGAGAUAAAGAAGACGUAUCAGAAUUGACGGAGCAGAUCAGCUCGGUGGAUUUGAAUCAGGAUAGAAAUGAUGUUGUGCGGAGAUCUAAGAAAGGAAAUUUGAAGCAGGGUGGGAAGCCCCCGCUGGCGAGGCGGGUUAGUUUUGACCCACUCGCUCUUCUACUAGAUGCUAGUCUGGAGGGAGAAUUAGAGCUGGUUAAGAAGACUGCUACUCAGGUGCAAAAUGCAAGUGCUGCCAACGACGAGGGUAUUACCGCUCUACACAACGCCAUCUGUGCCGGCCAUUUCGAAAUAGUCAAGUUUCUGGUAGAAUUAGGUUGCGAUGUAAACGCACAGGAUUCAGACGGAUGGACGCCGUUGCACUGCGCUGCGUCCUGCAACAAUCUACCAAUGGUUCGAUUCCUUGUUGAUAAUGGCGCUUGCAUAUUUGCAACAACGCUAUCAGACCACGAGACGGCUGCCGAAAAGUGUGAAGAGGAUGAAGAAGGCUUCGACGGCUGCUCCGAGUAUCUAUAUAGUGUUCAAGAAAAACUAGGAAUAAUGAACAGCGGAAUAGUGUACGCGGUGUUCUCAUACACGGCGUCGCGCAGUGACGAGCUCUCGUUCGAGUCCGGCGCGAGGCUGCAAGUACUGAGGAAGGGGGACGACAACGAGCGCGAGUGGUGGUGGUGCAGGGACGACGCGCACGAGGGAUACGUGCCUAGGAACUUGCUGGGGUUAUAUCCAAGAGUAACCCCACAGCAAGAAUAA